AUGCCGAGGGCUCCGGCGGGGUCCGUCCGCACUCGGCCAAUGCCCAGGGAGCUCGGGCCCUAGCGAGGAGAGGCGCGCCAAGCCUCCUCGCGGCUUUCAGGCGUGCAGGUGUAUUUCUUCUUCCUCACCCCCAUCCACGCCCAGGCUAUGGGUCUUCCCGCCCGGGCGCCGCCUGCGGACGCAGUGCCAGAGACCCGCCGACCGGGCGUGGCGUCCGCUCCCGCACCUGCCCUGCUCCCACAAGCUGCGGAAGGGGCUGCGCCUGGGGAUCCCGGCGGCCAGGUCCUGCCAGGUGAACGGCCCAGGGGCCCGGAGGCAGGCAGCGCUUCCCGGGCGCGAUUCAGCUGGCCGUGGGCUGCCCCGAACCGGGUCCCGCGGUGCCCUUUCCUGGCGGGGCCCUGAAAUAAACACCGGAUUCCCGCCCCGCGCGAGGACCGAGGAACUGAGCCCGCUGCAGCCUUCUCCUGUGGGCCUUUCGUGCGCAAGGCGGGAAAAGGAAGCCUGGAUGCGUUCAUCAGUACAUCCCUAUACAACUGCAUGCCUCACCUGUUAGCGCUACUCCUAGCCCCAUCUACAUGCCCGUGGACUCCAGGUCUCUCUAAUCCCGUUACAUUCCUCCAUCACUUCUCUCCAAUCAACCGUGUAUCCCCUCCGGUUCUCUUUUACCCACUACUCUCUCACACUCACCUGUUACAUAUAUUAGUUCAGAUCCUGCACAUUUUGGUGGAAAACAUGUCACUCUGAUGCCUGCACUUUAAGCCUCCUUACACCCUUGGGCACUCAGCAAUCUCAUGACACAGAGUACCUCUUGAGUCCACAUCUCCAAGUCUGACUUCUAGAAGCCUGUUGAUUCUCUGAUGUCUUUGGCCUGGGGUUAGGGUGACUGGGCUGCCACCUGGAUAUUCCCUUGGUGAUGUUGCUGCUCAGAGUUCUUUAAGAAGCUCAGGUACAGAACAUACCCUCAUGCACUUUAUUUAAAAUUUUUUUAAUGUUUAUUCAUUUUUGAGAGAGAGAGAGAGAGAGGGAAGAAAAA
Molecule: messenger RNA, 1033 nt
Organism: Panthera uncia (snow leopard)
Lineage: Eukaryota; Metazoa; Chordata; Mammalia; Carnivora; Felidae
Gene: FOXL2NB
Product: FOXL2 neighbor
Exons: 4
Source: RefSeq, a predicted model, not a curated record